GAGGGUCCUUUUACUACUCCUAAGUCUAUUCGCCGCGUCAUGGGCGGAAGAACAAGUGGCCAAAGAGCCCAGGGUUGUGGAGAUGACUAUAGGAGUAGACAUGAAGCCCCCUGAGGAGUGGGACAGUCUACCCACGAGGAAUGUCGUCACCAGCUGGAUAUCCAUGCCACUAGAUCACUUUGACCCUCAUAACUCAAGAACUUUUCGAAUGAGAUUCAUGUUCAACGAAGAAUUCUUUGGUGGCGAUGGAUCUCCGAUAUUCAUCCUAGUUGGUGGAGAGUGGGCCAUCGACCAUCGUUGGUUGCUGGCUGGCAAUAUGUACGAGAUGGCCCGAGAGAACAAAGGAUACCAGAUAUACACUGAACAUCGCUAUUAUGGAGAAACUAAAAUUUUCGAUGAGUUCACUGCUGCAAACUUACGUUUCUUGAACAUUGACCAGGCGCUCGCUGACCUUGCGUAUUUCAUAGUAGAGAUGAAGAAACAGGCGCGCUUUGCUAACAGCAAAGUGAUAUUGUACGGAGGAUCAUACGCUGCUAACAUGGUGAUGUGGUUCAAGAAGCGUUAUCCUCACUUGGUGGUCGGCUCCGUUGCAUCCAGUGGACCGAUCCUAGCCAAAGUUGAUUACCCUGAAUACUUGGAAGUGGUACAUGAAGCUUUUUUACUGGAGGGAGGAGAACAGUGCAUAUCACACAUUCGACGAGGAAUAGAUGACACACUCGCCGCUUUACGCACAGAAUCUGGAAGACGCAUGGUGGAACAGGCGUAUAGGCUCUGUGGCCCACUGAAUUACGAUAAUGUCUUUGACAUGGGAUACUUUGCGGGGCUUAUCACUUGGAGUUUCUCCGGUGCAGUGCAGCGAGCAAGGCCGGGAACUUUACUAGAUGCUUGUAAUCAUUUCCAGGCUGGAACUUUUGGAUCAACUCCAAUGGAGCAAAUUGGUGGAUUCAUAGCAGCCAUUCAAGGACUAAGCUGGAACGGCUGUUGGACUAUUACUUAUGAGGCUUUACUCAACGCAUACAGUCACAGAACUAAUUCUCGUGCGUGGUACUACCAAACCUGCACUGAAUAUGGAUUUUUCCAAACUGCGCCUAGAUCCGGCACUGUGUUCGAUGAUUUGAAGUGGCUUGACGUGGACUUCUAUACCGACAUUUGCCUUAAAAACUUUGACAGCAGAUUUAACAAAGAUUUCAUCCUUGCUGCGGCUGACCGCGUGAAUUUAGUUUUCGGUGGCCUCGGGCCCGAAGUGAACAAUACUAUCAACAUCCACGGGUACAUCGACCCUUGGCGGGCGCUCGGUGUUUAUAAAGAAGACAUUUCAGAGACCUCUCCUACUUUUACUGUAAACAGGGCAUCCCAUUGUUUCGACAUGCAAGCCUGGCUGCGUACUGACACCAUACAAAUGACAGCUGUUCAGCAAAGAGCAAGAAGAAUCGUGGCGUCGUGGUUAUCCCAAUAA
This is a messenger RNA of Spodoptera littoralis (African cotton leafworm), 1456 nucleotides long. The record is from the annotation of a GenBank genome assembly. Lineage: Eukaryota; Metazoa; Arthropoda; Insecta; Lepidoptera; Noctuidae.